CGUGUAUGUGAGUGAGAGGCAAUGAAGUCCAGUAUGAGGCAGUGGCGGAGGCUAGUGCUGGUUGGGAUGCUGGCCUGGGUUCUCCUCUUCCUCGCCCUCCUCUCUUACUUCCUGGAUGCUCGUGUGGAUGAGCCCCUGACCUCUGCUGGCUCCUUACUCUCCCAGCACCCCGACACACGUCGCCUGGCCUCCAUACAAGCCUCCCAUCACCAUCACGCCAUCAUGGGCUCCCGACCUGAGCAGGCUUUGCCGUUAACUACAACCUAUCCCGGAGACGAGCCAGAGCCGUCGGCCAGCUCCAUGACCCCAGAGUCCAGCCUGGAGGCGAGCCGCAGCCCCAACAGUGCUCCCUAUGCCGUCUAUGGCAGCCAGGAAGCCAGCCGCCAGGAUUACCUGGACCCACAGAGCCUGGCUGCCUGGUCCUCCUUUGGUACGGAGAAUGUGGGCUCUCACUCAGACCCUGCAGUACCGAGUCGUGAGAGAACAUCUCAGCUCAAAGAGUAUCAGAACCAUAUAAGAGCCAAACGCCACCGUGAUGGUGGUGAGGAGGAGGAAGAGGAGGAAGAUGCGAGGGAAAAUGAAGAUGAAGAGAUGGGAAACAGAAUUAGCGAGAGACCACACAGACGGGCCGGUGGCGACUCAACGGAUUUGGAAGAAUAUUAUUUCUCCAAAUCGGCAUCUGUGGUGCAGCGGCUGUGGCAAGGCCGUGUCUCCUCCGGCAUGCUGAGUCCUCGGCUACAGCGAGCCAUGAAAGACUACGUGAGCGCCAACAAACACCACGUUUCCUACCAGGGCCAGCGCAUGGCUGCCCAGAGUGCCAAGGAGCUGCUGUGUCAAAUGAAAGCCCAGGCCCGGCUGAGGACGGUGGACGGGUCGGAGCAGCCCUUCUCCUCGCUCGGCUGGGCUCGUCUGGUGCCGUCCCUUCCGCUGGAACAACUCUACAAGCAGCAGGAGCAGAGCAGCUUCAAGACCUGCGCCGUGGUCACAUCGGCUGGUGCCAUCCUGCGCUCUGGCCUGGGCAAAGAGAUCGACCGUCACGAUGCAGUGUUACGAUUCAAUGCUGCACCUACAGACGGAUACGAGAGAGAUGUGGGGAACAAAACCACCAUCCGCAUCAUCAACUCGCAGAUCUUGGCCAAUCCGAAGCAUCGAUUCAACACAAGCUCCAUCUACAAGAACGUGACGCUGGUGGCCUGGGACCCUGCACCUUACACUGUCAACUUACACAAGUGGUACACCAGUCCAGACUACAACCUGUUUGGUCCGUACGUGGAGCACCGCAAGCUCCAUCCUGGCAAGGCUUUCUACAUCCUUCACCCAAGCUACGUGUGGCAACUCUGGGAUGUGAUUCAGGGCAACACUCAGGAGAACAUCCAGCCCAAUCCUCCCUCAUCUGGCUUCAUAGGAAUCCUCCUGAUGAUGUCACUCUGCGAGCAGGUGCAUUUGUACGAGUACAUUCCCUCCAUGAGGCAGACGGACCUGUGCCACUACCACGAGCGAUAUUAUGAUGCUGCGUGUACACUGGGUGCCUACCAUCCCCUUCUAUAUGAAAAGAACCUGAUCCAGCGGAUCAACACGGGCCCCGAGAGUGACCUCCGCAGGAAGGGACGGGUCACUCUCCCAGGCUUCAGCACCUUCAACUGUGACAUCUGAAAUAUGAAACCUGAACCUCUUUGUCCUACACACACACACACUCUGGCCUUUUCUGGCUGACUAAGGGAGAGGUGCAAUAAAACCACUGGAGACAUGGAGGCUGAAGCUUACAAGAUUCAAAUUAGACCCACGAAGAACAUAAGCCAUACCACUCCAGGGAGGGAUCAAUGCGGAGGCUUCAGAAAGAACUUGUCUUCAUCAAGAUGGUUUACUAGACCAGAGACUUCCAGGAAGAGUCUCCAAGAUGUGGAUAUGAAAAUUUCUCUCUGCUUUAGCUGAGCCACGUUAGCUGUGGAGCUGACUAGGGUAGCAACAGAUCAGUGUUUUUAGAUAGACACGUGAGUUUUCAAUAA
Limanda limanda (common dab) is the source of this 2006-nucleotide messenger RNA. It is a transcript of the gene st6gal2a, whose product is annotated as ST6 beta-galactosamide alpha-2,6-sialyltranferase 2a. Bases 22 to 1653 code for a protein of 543 amino acids. The record is from RefSeq and is a predicted model, not a curated record. NCBI's taxonomy places the organism in Eukaryota, Metazoa, Chordata, Actinopteri, Pleuronectiformes, Pleuronectidae. The transcript has 5 exons. Gene Ontology annotation, molecular function: sialyltransferase activity.